Caenorhabditis auriculariae is the source of this 2411-nucleotide messenger RNA. Lineage: Eukaryota; Metazoa; Nematoda; Chromadorea; Rhabditida; Rhabditidae. The record is from the annotation of a GenBank genome assembly.
AUGUUGAGAGGUGAGUUGCUCGAAUUUGAACAUCCACGGUCGAAUUUUAGCCGCCGUUCUUGUCGCUCUCGCGUCCUGCAUCGCAUUUGCGGCGUUGCCUGACCUCGGCUACCCUCAAUGGACUUGCGACAGUUCUUUAUUCCAGAAGUCUGUUUUGAAAGUGAACUCGAAGGAAAACCUAUUUCAGGAGCAAAAAGGUUCCUACAUCUGUUCAUGGGGUCAGAUUUGCUGAUAUCAAGGUUAUCGGCGCUCUAGGAGAUUCUUUGACGGUAGGUUUUUUUUUGUUAUCAGCUGUGUGAAAGUUCAAGGACAAUCAUUUGUAAGAAUCGCUCUUGAUUUUAACUGCUUGAUUUUUCAGCGUUAAACGGAUGAAAUUGACUAUUUUUCAACAAAUUUUUUAGGUCGCGGAAAAUUGUUCAUUUUGUUUUAAAUUCUGCAUAAAAGUAUAAAGACAAAUGCUUUAAGAUAAAAAAUUCAAAGAAGAAAAUAGCGAGUAGAAUAGUUUGCUCUAGACCGCGACGCUUUGCUGACUCGGACCUUGGUAGCUCGAAACGGACGCGAAUCGGACGUGUCGGGGCAGUUCUAGUGACCCCUUUAGAAGCGUCAGCGAUCUCAAGAGAUCCCUAGAAAUCCCGAGCACGUCCGUUUUGCGUUACCGAGGUCCGAGGACGUUUUUUUGACGCCGUUUCCAUUUUUUGAUAACGCUGUGCCGCGGUUCGGAAUCCUCUGUCAUUAAUGGGACCAAAACUCUUUCUCUGGCCUACACUAUUCCGUUUAUUUUCUUGCAGCUGGAAAACUGUUAUUUUUGAAUGGUCUUUGGAAAAAGCCGUAAAGAUAAACCCGAUUUUUGUCACGUUUUGUAGUCCUGAGGGAAAGUUGAUAAGGUUUUAUUCCCUGAAAAGUGACAAUCUUCUCAGGCCGCGAAUGGAGCUGGAGCUCCCAAGGGCGAUCCUCUUGCCGUGAUUCUUCAGUACAGAGGUCUCGCAUUUCAAAUUGGCGGCGACAAAUCUCUAUCUGAGCAUGUCACUAUCGCAAGUGAGGAUAAUACAGAAAAUGGGAUGAAUAUGUGAUUUCACAGAUAUCAUGAAGCUGUUCAAUCCGAACAUUUUGGGGUAUUCUAACGGAAUCGGGUCUGCUAACGUUUGGGAAGUCAGUUUUUUUCCUACUUCACUUUCAAUAAGUAUUUCUCAGAUUUCAAAGCUGAAUCAAGCGAUUCCUGGAGCAGAGUCAGGCGAUGUUUCAGGUCAGGCGCGAGCUCUGAUUCAAAUCAUCCGAGAUCAUCCUCAGGUGACUGUAUUUUCCAAGAUCCUUUCGCAAUUUUUUUUUCUCAGAUAAGCGUGAAAGAUGACUGGAAGCUUAUCAAUAUUUUCAUCGGAGCCAACGACAUGUGUGCAUACUGUGGUAACAACGGAACGGUGUGAAAAUGUCAUUUUAUGGGACUUUCAUCUUGAUUGUUCAAGGGAGGAAACCAUGCGAAAGCCAAUUUCAAGCAAAACCUCAUCAACGCCGUUCAAAUCCUCAAGGACAAUUUACCUAGGUAAUCUCCAAAAAAAGAAAGGUGCCCUUUAGAGGAAUUUUUUCUAAAGUUUCUUUUUGAGACCUUUUGGACUUUGCCCGUGAGUCCCAAAAGGAACGGAACCUUAUUCCAAAUAAUUUUUAAAUGAGUCAAAAAACGUCGUUUUUUUUAAGAGCAUCAAGUCCACCUUUUCGAAAGCCCGAGUUCAAAAUAACUUGAUUCAGAACUAUCGUCUCCCUAACCGGAAUGUUUGAUAUGGGAAUGCUGCGAAAAAUCGACCACGACAAGUACUUCUGCGACGGAUUGCACGUGUUCGAGUGUCCCUGUGAGAAGAACAGAGGCUUCACCAACGAUGACAUUUCGGCCGCCUGCCAUCUCUACAUGGUUUGAGUGCAAAAAGAAGAAAAACGAAAAUUGGGCUCCAGGACGCCGAGCAAGAAAUUGUCGACUCAGGAAUUUUCGACACAACGGAUGACUUCACCUUUGUCCUGCAGCCUUUCUUCAAUGGUAUCACAGUACCACCAAUGGUACGGUCUCUGAAAAACUGGGAGUUUUCUGGUUCAUUUUCCAGAAACCAGACGGAGAAGUCGACUUGGACUGGUUCGCUCCUGACUGCUUCCAUUUCUCGCAGCUGGGUCAUGCCAACGUGGCUAAGCAUCUCUGGAACAACAUCAUCCAACCUGUCGGAAUGAAGGAUCACAAGGCACCUUGACCAAAAAAGAAUCUUAUAACUGAAGAAUUACAGGUGAACCUCUCCGAUCCCACGAUCCCUCUCCGCUGCCCCGAUACGGUAUCUCUCAUAUUUUUACUCUUUUUACUGUUUCUUUUUCAGAGUUGUCCAUUCUUCCGCACAACGAAGAACAGUGCCAACUGUGCCGCCUACUACCAUGAGUAA